Messenger RNA from Haplochromis burtoni (Burton's mouthbrooder), 5559 nucleotides. It is a transcript of the gene zic1, whose product is annotated as zic family member 1 (odd-paired homolog, Drosophila). The record is from RefSeq and is a predicted model, not a curated record. Lineage: Eukaryota; Metazoa; Chordata; Actinopteri; Cichliformes; Cichlidae. Gene Ontology annotation, molecular function: DNA-binding transcription factor activity, RNA polymerase II-specific; RNA polymerase II cis-regulatory region sequence-specific DNA binding. The coding region runs from base 1205 to 2527 and encodes 440 amino acids. The transcript is spliced from 3 exons. Gene Ontology annotation, cellular component: nucleus. Gene Ontology annotation, biological process: regulation of transcription by RNA polymerase II; central nervous system development.
UAGAUCCAAGUUAAAUACUGGCCUAUAUAUUCAAGGUAACCUUUGUGAACGCGGGGUGCUGGUGAGCAUGAUGUGGAAAUCUAAAGCACAGAUGUUCCACUGGUGUGCGCUUCAGUGGACGCCGAAACACAGUGUUGAAGUGAAACAGAGCUACAAAACUCGGAGUGCGCACAAGAGGAAGAAAACAAAACGUUGUAUGGACUCAUUUGAAGUGAAACAGAUAAAGUGAUAAUCCCCUGCCUUUCGAGAGAGUGAUGACCCCAAAUGAACUUCAAAUAGCGGUUCCCCUAAGUUUUCCGAAUGAAACACAUCUAAACCGUGUCUCUCUAUACCUGUACCUGGCACACGUGAUGACGGGUCCAGGUUAGAACUCUGUCAGGUUUCGUGAUCUCCUGAAUGCUGUCCCACGUGCAAUAAAUAAGAGAAGUGUCAGAUAAUAAUCAUUGAAAGCAGACAAACAGAUUGACGCAUCUGUCAGCCUGAGCGCUUAACUGUACAAAACGUUACCAAUUACACAAACAAAAAAAGGGCGUGCUUGGUAAUCUGAUGGCCAUGGCAACAAAGGCAACGUUUGGUUUGUAACCCUUCUGCACUCCGUGGCUGCAAAACGGGCUUCGACUUACUUUCUACGAGGCCAAUUGUUGUCUUGUGUUUCCCAACUUUUGUUUUGCUGUUAUUCAGCCCUUUAACCAAAUUCACAGUCAGCAUUCUCACAAUAUCUGGGAUUGAUGAUGCAAAGAGGCCAAUAGAAGUGAGGGCCCUGCACCGUGGAUUGUUAUUUGGUGAGUGGAUGUUAUUGGGGGGAAAGGGGCUCCGCCAAUGAACGAGAAGCUCCGGAGCCACGUGACUACCCCCCUCCUCUCCCAUUCAUCAGGGCUGGACUGUGUUGUCUUUUCAAUUCAUUUAUCUGCAGGAAUGAUUGCGACUAUCAGUCUAGAGCUCACCGCCUGACUGAGGAGGUGAAAGUUGCGCCACAGGAAGAUAAACCGCAAAAGACAAUAUUGCAUGUAUACACGAUUUUGCGUGUGCAUCGGAUGAGCGGUAUAGGGGGAUUCCUCGCGUCUUAAAAAGUAAACAGAAAUUCGGUGGAUUUGAGAGUUUGCUCAGUGUAGAGGUCCAAGAGAUACAGAGAGGGGGAGGAAGAAUAUCUGCGCGUGGUUUUUUGAUUUCUGCUCUCAGUCGUCUCAGCGAGUCUAGACUGAAGAUGCUCCUGGACGCAGGACCGCAGUAUCCCACCAUAGGAGUCACUACUUUCGGCUCCUCACGGCAUCACUCAACAGGCGAAGUCACAGAGAGAGAAGUAGCGUUGGGGAUAAAUCCGUUCGCGGAUGGGAUGGGCGCCUUCAAAAUAAACCACAGCUCCCACGAUAUUGGCUCCGGACAGACGGCGUUUUCUUCCCAGGCGCCCGGCUACGCAGCAGCUGCCUUGGGACACCAUCACCACCCGACCCACGUUGGCUCUUACUCCACGGCGGCUUUCAACUCCACCAGGGACUUUCUCUUCAGAAAUCGGGGUUUUGGGGAUGCCACCGGGGCGCAGCACAGUCUGUUUGCCUCCGGAAGUUUCGCAGGGCCACAUGGACACUCAGAUGCAGCCGGGCACCUGCUCUUCCCAGGGCUCCACGAGCAAGCAGCAAGCCAUGCCUCUUCCAACGUGGUCAACAGCCAGAUGCGGCUGGGCUUCUCGGGGGACAUGUACGGACGGGCCGACCAGUAUGGCCACGUUACGAGCCCCAGGUCUGACCACUAUGCGUCAACCCAGCUGCACGGCUAUGGCCCCAUGAACAUGAAUAUGGCUGCACAUCACGGAGCAGGGGCCUUCUUUCGAUACAUGAGGCAGCCGAUCAAACAAGAGCUUAUCUGCAAGUGGAUCGAACCGGAACAGCUGACGAAUCCCAAAAAGUCGUGCAACAAAACUUUUAGCACGAUGCACGAGCUUGUGACCCAUCUAACGGUGGAGCAUGUGGGAGGACCAGAGCAGACGAACCACAUUUGCUUCUGGGAGGACUGCUCCAGAGAAGGAAAGCCAUUCAAAGCCAAAUACAAACUUGUAAAUCAUAUCAGAGUACACACCGGUGAAAAGCCCUUUCCGUGUCCGUUCCCCGGCUGUGGCAAAGUAUUUGCUCGAUCGGAAAAUCUAAAAAUACACAAAAGGACUCACACCGGUGAGAAGCCUUUUAAAUGUGAGUUUGAAGGCUGCGACAGGCGGUUUGCAAACAGCAGUGACCGCAAGAAACACAUGCACGUCCACACAUCGGACAAGCCCUAUCUCUGCAAAAUGUGCGACAAGUCAUACACACACCCCAGCUCCCUCCGAAAACACAUGAAGGUCCACGAAUCCAACAAUGCAGGAUCGCAGCCAUCUCCAGCGGCCAGUUCAGGGUACGAGUCGUCGACACCUCCCACCAUAGUAUCACCGUCCACAGAGAACCAGAGCAGCAGCUCCAUAUCACCAGCAGCCUCAGCAGUACACCACACAACCAGCCACAGCACGCUGUCGUCAAAUUUCAAUGAAUGGUACGUGUAAAUAUUUUUGAAAAAGAAAAAGAAAGCAAGGGGAAAAAAGACUGCAGAAAUAAAGAAAUAAAUAAAACUGCUUGGAAUCAAAGACUUUAUCAAGUCAGCCAGUGAAACGAGGACUGAAAAAAACACGGGAGGCCCAAACGAUCAAUAAAAGGCUGCCUUAAUGUCAGUGAAAGAGAAUGCAUGGACAUAAAGGAGGCAAGGACAGCCACCUACUUAAACUUUUCCCCCCCUAAAUAUUUCUUUGAGUCUUUAUUUUUACUGAGAGACUGCUCAAAAAAAAGGAAGAAGAGAGAGAUCUCAAAAAGCAUGCUAUCUGCGGGUAGAGGCCUGAAUUUUUGUACAUAAGGAUUUCACCAAGUUGAAAAAAAAAUGUAAUAUUUUAUUUUGUAAAUAGUUCUAUCACAGUUUAAGGGAAUUUGUGAAAAAUGUGGUCCCUAGAUAUAUGGAAAAAUGAGAUGGUUUUAAGAAUACUGCGAUGAAUAGACUUCAUUGAAAAGAAUGUUAUAGUUGUGUACCAAAUGUGAAUUAUUCAGUAUUACUACAGUCUACACGUCGACUUAACCGACUCUUAGUAUUAAUGUGCUUUUGUAGCCUAUUCAGUGCAACAUUUUCGUCCAAGGUCCAGUUUGAGUAGCACAGUAUCAUUGUUGUUAUUUAAUGUCAUGUCGAUAAAUCGUGUAGUGAAAGCCUGAAAUUCCGUGUCAAUCUGUUUAUGUAGUGAUAAUUAUAAAAUCUCUGUCAAUUGCUUUGUCUGAAAGGAAGUAUUAUGUAAGUAGCUCAAUUUUCCAUAUUUAUCCGCAUGUAAAGGACCGGUAACAUGUUAGAAAUGAUCGGUAUUUAUGGAGAAAUGCGCUCGUAUGUAAAAUUUAGUUUACAAAAACAACAAAAAAAAAUGUUUGGAUACAUUUCGUACUAUAUUAAAGGAUUAAAAAAUACAAGAAUGCAAUGCGUUGGAGGUUAUUGGUUUCAUUAGUGUUUGAGGUUGAUCUCAACAUGAGUGCUGUGUUAAACUAAUGGGUUCUUUUUAUAGGAUGCAUCACCAAAACAGACCCCCUUUUUUCCACCACGAUAAUCCAUUUAGUACAGUUCCGAUGGAAGAAUAAUUGCAUGGUUAGUUGCACAAAUAAUUUUAACUCUUUAUGUGUGUGCGUAUAUGUGUGUGGGUGUGUGUGGGGGGGUGCUUUUGCAGUAGGCGCGUAUGUGUGUGUUUGUGUGUGUAUAUAGAUAUAUAUACGUGUGUGAGGCACCAGCUCAUUCUGAACGUAAAGGUUUGCCGUGUUUUAAACACGCUGUCACAACUUUUCCUGCCAGUCGAUAAUAAGUAAAUUCACUCCCCAGUUUGCAUCUUCUGUUUAUCCAAAAUUAACAUCCAACACUUUGCCCUCCAGUAAUGUGCAAAUUAAAUCGAUUAAUCACGGCGGUUGUUCCUCGGUGUAAAACCGGAUUUUUUUCCCCCCUCUUGCCUUACUUAAUUGUUCGGGAAUCUAAUUUUCCAAUCUAAUUUUUCUUUCCUGCGUUUUGUCGGAUUUCAUAGAUUUAGGGAGAGUUGGUGUAUUAGUCUGGCCCCUCAUUGUUCCUGGCUGCAGCUUGCUUGACCGCCCCAUUAGGCAGAGAUCACAUCAGCAGCCGCCACUGAUCAUGGUUAACACUGGCAGUGUGUGCACGGAGCCACGAUCUGUCAGUCUGCACCCUCGUAAAGGCUUGUCGCACAUGCCCGAAAAGAGCCACACAGCAAAUUUAACGUCCCAAAAGAAAAAAAAAAUGUACACAUAGCAGCAGAGGAAACGCGUGCGUGUGCUCGUGCAUGCUCGUCUAUAGCGGCAAAAAAUAAAUAAAUAAAACUAAAAUAAAAAAAAAAACCUAAAAACGACUCCCACCAUCUUAGAUGAUUUGUUGAAAUGUAUUGAAAUGUAUUCAUAUUUUCUUUUCACGGACUAUUAGAUUUGGAGAUAAAUGAAGGAUGGUAAUAAAAUGACUUUUUCGACUCUAUUUAACACUAUCUAUCUGGUCCCAGUGCAGAUGCUGCUCUCGUGCACCACUAUGGGGGUGAAAAAAAAUAAAAUAAAGACGCACUCCACGCCCGUGCAGUGAAUUCGUUUGCAGCUUUAUAGAAAAAUGUUCACAUGCAACUUGAAAUAUAAAUAGUUUAAAGUGGAUGUGUUAAAACUGGCUCCUGUGGUUUUCUGGGCUGGCAGAUAGUCCACACGUGCAUUUUAUUUAAAUAUAAAGUUGAUGCCAAAUUGACAAAUGUUUGAGAUAAAAGCUCAAUUCGGCAAAAAGACAAAACAAAACAAAACAAAAACAGUUUAUUUAUCAUUUGAGGGAAAGUCUUUAAAUGUGAAAUUAUGUUUCGAGUCCAGACUAAUAAUGAUGGAAAAUGCUCUUCGUGGAAUGGAUUUAAUCUCAGACUGGAUCCAUAGUUUUUGCCUGCUAAUGGCCACAGACUUGAGUUCAUACUUUAGCCACGUUGUUUUUUAAUUUCCCUGCAGAUGCUUUUAGCAAAUAGUGAAACUAAAACCUUUAAGUCUUACAAAAAAAAAAAGGAAACGAGAAAACAAACGUUAGCUCUUUGCCCUGCCAACACAACUCAAUCCAAAAAGCAGGGGACUUUACUACUUAAUUCUGACUUCGUGGUUCUGUCGUAUAACUUUACACUGAACCUGCACACGGUGUCGAAAAUGAGAUGCUCGUAAAAGAAGAGUCGACGAGAGGCUGGAGGCGACUUCCAUCAGGCUAUAGGGCUGAUGGUGACUCCAGAUCAAAUAGGAGCGCGGGGGGAAAAACAUCCACUUUAAAUGUAUCUACGCUCAAGUCUGGAAAUGACAAACAGAUAUCGGGAAAGCGCAGGCGCCAGCAUCAUGAAUAUUUAUUACCAGCACUUGUGGCCAGUAAACCGAGCCUGACGUUUGUGUUACCAAGGUAGACACGCUGCAGCUUAUGUGCGCAUCAAAAAUCAGACAGAUUCAACCUUUCUUACUUUUGUUUUCUGCUUUUUUAAAAUGCACGUGCAGUAUAUGGAAAUAGGCUUUCAUU